GACUUUUCGGGUGCGUGCUCUGAGGAAGUGGGUUGCUUUAUUUUCCGUGCUCAUUUCUUCCCCUCCCGAGCCUCCCAAGCCUUCCAGGCGCACGGAAACGCAGUCCCCUAUCAACCUUCCCUCACCAAAGCCCAAGGCUCUUUGCUCUAACUACUUGUAGCUACUAUCAUCGCGACCAUCUUGGUGAGAGUCCCAGGUAAGGUCUCCUUAGAAGCAUCACGUACAGAAAGACGCGAGACGUGCUCACCAGCAUCUUGCCAUGGACGACGGCAGUAGUAGCAGACGGAGGUUUGUCUCCCGGGUGCCGUCCCUGCCGACGUCCACAUACAUCAGCUCUGUUUCGGGAGUACCCGAUGAGAGCAUGUCCAGAAUGUGUGGUCCUUCAGCAGCGCCUGCAGUGCACAGUGUGGCUUGCCGAGUUUCAGCACGGCAGCCGGUUGCAGAGUUCAGCAACUCAACGAAGACAGCAGCAGCAGAGCAGGAGUCAAGAAACGCGUCAGAAACGAGACGAACGCUGCUAGAAAGCAAGAGUUCCAGCACGUUUCGCACUCGCAGUCGAAGGUACAACAGCAACAUUAGCACGUGGAACGGGAGCGUUAUGGGCCAGCGGCUGUUUCUUCUCGCUGCGUCCGUUCUAGUGUUGUGCGACCUUUCCUGGGCAGUAUUUGUGACCCGCAGUACGUGUGAUCGCACCGACCAACCAAUCCACGACAUGGUGGAAGCGCUGAACUCGGAACAGCGCAAGAUCCUAGCGCAACACGCCAUUAACGCCACCACACCGCUUAUGUACAGAGGAGAGUACUGCGCCGUGCACGUUUGCCAAGAGCUGAUGCAAGGUACGCGCUGGGCAUGCCACCUCAACCAUUCACGCUAUCCAUUCUUCGGCGUGGACAAUCCGCCAAAGCUUCUCAAAGGAACAAAGGAGAGAGCCAUUCUGUCAGCACUAGACUCGGCGGGGGUGCUGGUCAAGCUUUCUCGUGAAUGUAACAAAGGUGGCCCACCACUGCGUGCUUGUCAGUGCCUUGGAUCAACCACCAGCGCUGGAACAACACAGGAGGAAUUUGUGCGGCACACUGUCGAGUGCAGCCGAAAUGAGGACGCCAGCUCCGGACCGAUGGCCAUUGCCAAGAACUUUGUGGAUGCAAACGAGCACGAGAUAUGUAAAGGAAGUGCGAGAGCCGGUCGUGAUGAAACACAAUGUAUGACGAACCUGCACAAUAACUUGGUUGGGAGAAGGCUCGUUGUGCGACACAUGCGCAGAAAGUGCCACUGCGUGGGCACCAGCGGCUCCUGCUUGGACCAAGUCUGCGUAAAGUACAUGCCAGAUAUCUUGCACGAGGCACCAUUGAAGAGAGAGUUUCUUCGGAGCUUCAACCAAGCUAAGCAGGUAUAUGUGUCCAAAGGACAGUCUGGAAAGCUUCGUUUAUCAAAGGCCACCGACCAUAAGAAGCCCGGUAACACUGAACUUGUAUACUUCAGGCCGUCGCCCCGCCUGUGCAGCCACCAAUUCCGUCCAAUUGGCCCACCGGUGCACCACCGCUACUGCAAGAACAUCACCGGUCCGGGAAUUGUACCUGGGUCCUGCAAGUAUUUGUGCUGUGGUGGGCAGUUUGAGAAGGAGAUAGAAAAAGUGCCAUACACGUGCAAUGCACGUCUACGGAGGAUGCCCAAUGCCGAAGGCUACAGGUGGAUAUUUGAUACGUGCUACAAGGAGGUUCAUAAGUUCAAGUGCAGCGAGCGCAAAGAGAGACAGCGUGCUAGUCCCAGCAGUAUUGCCUAGCUGCACUGGAGAAUACGCAUGGUGUUUGGCGAGGCGCUCGCUGCCGACAGCACAGACAUAUGAAAUAGGCUCUCCUAACAUUAGAUGCAGUCUGUGCCUGUGUGUGUGUGUGCGUGCGUGUGCACGCCACCCUGCUCCGUCAUUGCAUUGCAACAGCAUGAGACUAGUAAGAGCCAGCGCAUAGAUCCUACCGCCGUCGCCAAGCCACUGACCUAUAAGACCUGAUUGAGCCAAGUACACAUUAUGCAUUACGCCAUGCAUACCAAGCCUUCUCAACUCAAAACACUUGCUCUUAUUUCUUUGAAAUUUUUGAAAUUGUGUCCUUCCGCGGACAGAGCGGCACAGCGACAGUUUAGGAACUCUACACAACAAUGAUAUCUACUUGAGAGCUAAUAACAUGCAUUAGAGUGAGGGUAGAGGCGUGCAUCUUGCUUGGGAAAUCUAAGUUAGCGCCCUUUGGAUAACUCCGACAUUCUAGAACUAUCUUAUAGUAAGCUGUAAGCGGUAAGACCCCCUAAAACUAAUAACUGAAUGUUAAAAUACAUUUCAAAGUCACACUAAUACACUGGCACCAUGCACAAUAUCGGCCAGCCAAUAAAUCUCCCGUCACAGCUAACAAUGUUUGCUUUCUUCUUCUUCUUCUUCGCCGUGUUUUCUUCCCGAUUUCUGAGUCAGAGUUGCAUCUCAACCUAUUUAUUCCCCCCCCCCUCCCAUCUCUAUGGAAACAGCUAUUGAUCUGUUUGUUGUUGAACAUCUUAUUCGCUCUAUUUCCACA
This is a messenger RNA of Sycon ciliatum, 2555 nucleotides long. RefSeq names its product protein Wnt-4a-like. The record is from RefSeq and is a predicted model, not a curated record. NCBI's taxonomy places the organism in Eukaryota, Metazoa, Porifera, Calcarea, Leucosolenida, Sycettidae. Gene Ontology annotation, molecular function: frizzled binding; cytokine activity. Gene Ontology annotation, cellular component: extracellular region. The transcript is spliced from 6 exons. Gene Ontology annotation, biological process: neuron differentiation; multicellular organism development; cell fate commitment. Bases 260 to 1780 code for a protein of 506 amino acids.